Mycena indigotica is the source of this 549-nucleotide messenger RNA. RefSeq lists its product as uncharacterized. NCBI's taxonomy places the organism in Eukaryota, Fungi, Basidiomycota, Agaricomycetes, Agaricales, Mycenaceae. The transcript is spliced from 4 exons. The record is from RefSeq and is a predicted model, not a curated record. Gene Ontology annotation, cellular component: ESCRT I complex. Gene Ontology annotation, biological process: protein targeting to vacuole; ubiquitin-dependent protein catabolic process via the multivesicular body sorting pathway; protein targeting to membrane. Bases 1 to 549 code for a protein of 182 amino acids.
AUGACGACCCCGCUACUAACGGAGUUUCCUGAACUAUCCAGUCUCUCACGAGAAGAUCUAGAGGAUUUACUGUCCGAUCCUGUUUACUUCCAAGCCAUAUUUCACUCUCUGUCGCGCGUCAAGGCCAUGUAUCAGGCGCAAGCGGAGUUAGGAAUGGCUAACGAGUCCAUCGCAAAGCGCAAUCUAUCCUUGCAAGAGCCCCUCCAUAGGCUGCGCACAGAAACAAAAGAGGCAUUUGACGACGCGAAAAAUCUAGAAGAACGCUGGAAGGUUGUUGAGAGAGACCAGCGGGAAGUCUAUCAGCGAUUCAGCCCCCAGUUUCUGCUGAUGCGACUAAAGCAUAGUAAGACUGCGCAAGACGAUGCGUCCGAAGAGCUUGCAUCAUCCUUUGUUCAACAAUCUGCGAGUGUGGGCGGUACAGGGACGCCAAACGGGAAGGAGGUCGAUGAUUUCAUCAAGGAGUACAAGGAGUUGAGAAAAACAUAUCACAAGAGAGCGAUGUGGGAGGAUCGCUGGUCAUCAGGACAGGUUCACUGGAGAGAGGAUUGA